This is a messenger RNA of Macrosiphum euphorbiae (potato aphid), 1119 nucleotides long. NCBI's taxonomy places the organism in Eukaryota, Metazoa, Arthropoda, Insecta, Hemiptera, Aphididae. The record is from the annotation of a GenBank genome assembly.
AUGCGUCAUUGUCGACGUCCACCAAACCCAGACACUAUUGAAGAUUUGGCAGGUAUUCUGAAUGAACAUAUGGCAUAUGCAUCAACCUUGCAGCAUCCGCCUUCAAGGUUUUUUCAACAACUAUUUGAAGCUGAGGGAGAAACUGUUGGAUUAGUAUUUUUUAAUUUAGAUGCCAUCGAAAAGUAUAGAAAUGAGCUUUUAUCUGUCAGAGUUGCAGGAAUUGAUGGAACCUUUAAAACAGUACCAAAACGUCCUUCUCAGCUUACUAAUGGUUGCCUUCUGACCUUUCAUGUACUUUUUCAUAAUGUUUCUUUUCCAAUGGUAUAUGCUCUCACAUCGAAAAUGACGCAAGCAACAUAUGAAUCGUUCUUCCAUAUUGUUUUGAGAAUUUUGCCAUUGAAUUAUGCUCAACUGACUAUAGUUACAGACUAUGAAAGAGGCUUGAUGAAUGCUGUGAGAAGCAUUUUUAAUGAAAGCAAUCUGCAAGGUUGUUGGUUUCAUUUCUGCCAAGCUGUUAUUCGAUACUGCCGAAGAACCUUAAAUAGUGUUUUUCACUUAUUUCAAAAUAGCCCAGAAGCCAAUCGAGUAUUAAGAAUGGUAUUGGCAUUGCCUCAUCUCCCAGCAGAAGUACACCCUGAGUGUCAAUUCACUAUGGCCGAAGGGUUUAAUACCAUAAUUGAGUAUGCCAAUGGUAUUGAAGAAAUAUCAGAACGAUUACAAGGUUUUUUAAUUGGGUAUAUUCAACAGUUUUGGUUUAAUCAAAUAGGUGCCUCAUGUAUAAGUGUUUUUGGGUCAGAUAUUCGUACAAAUAAUUAUCUAGAAUCUUUCCAUUCCACAUUGCUGUCACAACUUGGAAGGCACCCCAAUAUCUGGGAUUAUAUGCCAAGAUUGUUGUCUAUUGAAAACCAGUAUUACAUAGAAAUGGACCAAGCUAGGAGAAAUUUAACCAUUAGAAACAAUACAACACGGGUCCGACGAGCUGAAACUUCUUCUAAUAUAAGACACUAUAUUCAGUUAUUAAAUGAAGAACAAGAUAUUUUGAUGUUUCUAAGAAGAGCAGGUCAUACUAUGGACGGAUAUAAUGAAAGACAGCUUGGUCCUCGACCAUUGGAACCAUAA